Fusarium venenatum is the source of this 669-nucleotide messenger RNA. RefSeq lists its product as uncharacterized. Gene Ontology annotation, cellular component: kinetochore. Lineage: Eukaryota; Fungi; Ascomycota; Sordariomycetes; Hypocreales; Nectriaceae. The record is from RefSeq and is a predicted model, not a curated record. Gene Ontology annotation, biological process: mitotic sister chromatid segregation.
AUGGAUUCUGAAUCUGUCGUCUCCCAAGUCCAGCGCAAGAUUGAGCUACAAGCCCCAGAAGAUCUGUCGUACCUCAUCGCAAACGUCCGUCGCGCGGCCACUGAACGUCUAAAUGAGGCUUUCCCUCCUGUCGAAGGAGCCGACGGUGAAGAUGAAUUGCGCAAUCAAAUAGAGAAACUCGUUAAUGAGUACAUCGAUAAAACCUUCUCACUCGCAUCCCCGAACCUCUCCAUAAAUGGCCUGCCCGUCAUCGCAAACACCUUUCUCUCCGAAACCCCCGCUGAGCCAGAAGAAGUCUAUGAACCUUUUGAUACGCGCAAGCGCCGUCGCGUCGCAGACCUCAUCACACAGGAAGAGAAGCUCCUCGAGGACGUCGCAGCCCUCAAGCGCUCCGUGCCCGCCACCGCUGCCACGAACCAAGCCGAGCUGCUGCGCGAUAGUCUCAAGCGCGACGACGACAUGCUGGAGGCGCGCAAGAAGCAGAUUGCCGCGGAGGCGACCGAAAUCGGGCUAGACGUCCAACCGCUCGAGAGGCAGAAUGGUGUUGAGGUUGGGUUCCGAGACGCCGUUGAGGGUUUGGGCAGGUUAAAGCGCGAAAUGCCCGCCGUGGUAGCCAAAAUGGAGAGAGCUCGCGUCGCUGGCGAAUACGUUGUUACGCAGGGACGAUAA